AUGACCUCAUCGUUCGUCACGCAAGCAUUCCAACGACCACGAGCCGUCGUUCUCGUUCUGGGAUUUGCAGGUGCCAAGCCCAAGCACGUUGCCAAGUACGCGAAUGUGUACCAUUCCUUGAAUUGUUCUACUGUAGCUGGUACAGCAACAAAUAGGGAUAUCUUUACAGGCAACACUGUAAACCAGGAUGCUUUUGCUUUGGAGGGUUUGAAACUGGUGACAAAACUGCUGAAAGAAGUUGCUGAAGCAGACGACGAUAAUAAUCAAGCAAACAAGACUCCUGUGGUGAUGCACAUUCUCAGCAAUGGUGGAACAUUCAUUACAAAUCGAAUUGGAAUCAUGCUGGAGGCCAAUGACAAUUCAGUCAAUAAGAAAGAAGAAACCACAGAAGAGCAGGACAACGACACAGAAACAAGCCAAGAUCUCCGAUUGUUUGGAGAUCGUCUCAAGUUGGGCUGUCAAAUCUUUGAUUCAGCGCCUGGCUUUUUCACAACAUCAGGUACUUUCAACGUCAUUCGAAGCCUUGUUCCAAACAAAAUCAUUGGGUAUCCUGCUGCGGCAAUGUAUGUGGUCUUUACCCAUGUUUUGAAUCUUUCCUCUUACCUGAUGGGUCAACCUACACAUAAUGAAGAGUUCUGGAGUCGUUUGCAAACAGACACGAAUUGUCUACGACAGGCAUACAUGUAUUCAAACGACGAUGAAAUUGUGGAAGGAAAAUACAUUGAAGAGCUAGCCAACGACCGCAAAGCUGGUGUGGGCGAGUACGUUGCCCUGAAGCAUUUUGAAAACUCGGCGCAUGUGCAGCAUCUGCGAAAACAUGAAGAAGAAUACGUAUCCUUUGUCAAGACAACAUUGGAAGAAGUUGAGAAAUUGAAUCGAUAG
This is a messenger RNA of Cylindrotheca closterium, 882 nucleotides long. Lineage: Eukaryota; Bacillariophyta; Bacillariophyceae; Bacillariales; Bacillariaceae. The record is from the annotation of a GenBank genome assembly.